This is a messenger RNA of Fusarium odoratissimum NRRL 54006, 2946 nucleotides long. RefSeq lists its product as uncharacterized. Bases 1000 to 2682 code for a protein of 560 amino acids. Gene Ontology annotation, molecular function: aspartic-type endopeptidase activity. Lineage: Eukaryota; Fungi; Ascomycota; Sordariomycetes; Hypocreales; Nectriaceae. Gene Ontology annotation, biological process: proteolysis. The transcript has 3 exons. The record is from RefSeq and is a predicted model, not a curated record.
CGCAAGAGACGGCUCAAGCAUCGUUUCAAACCUCAACACCACCGCUAACAUCACCAUAUCGAGUCAGUGCAUUCCCGCUCUCCGACAGCUCAAGCCACGACCAUCUCUAGUUAGCACUAAGAUGAGGUUAUUUACCAAACUACGGAACCGACAACUUGGGAUACGGGCCGGAUGAGAGAUUUCCGUCCAAGACUCGUCAGACUGUGAUCUCGGGAACAGAGGAACCUGAAGGUUUUGCUGUCAUACUAUGACAUAGGCGCCAUUUACGACAGAUUUACGAAAAAUGCAGGUACAGAACUGGGCAUGAGUUUGAUCAAAUUCGACCAAGACAGAAACAACGACAUUGUUGUAGAUCUAAUGAUCUAUCAAGGGUACUUUCAUCAUACCCGUCCCAUCUUGUUCACCUGGCCCGUCGAUCACCAUGCUAAGAAGGUCUCAGAGACAUCGUUUUUGUCAGUCUCAAGCAGAUUCUUCGCCGAUAGACACGCACACACAAAACCCUGACAAUUGGGGCGGCGCCUUCAACGUCAAGAUGGGACCCUUUACGACAAACGCGGACAAAUUAGACGCAGGAACCAGGAACCAAGAACCAAGAACGGACAUUUUGGGCCAUGUUUCGGUCACGGCUGCUCUGCCGUACUCGUGGCAUUCAUUCUAGGGUCUAAAAUGUCUAGUCCCAAGGCCCCGGAAUGCAGAUGCCAGGCCAUACCAUACUCGAUCCAGAUACAUUCCACCCAAAAUCAUCCUCUUCACGGGCCACAUUCCACAUUAAGCUCUCCAGCAUGGCUUCACUUAGCUCCAUGCUUGCCCAGAAUGCCAUGCUAUGGAUCUCGAAGUGCCUGGAAAUUGGCCUUGCCCUCGAUCCGGAACACUCAGCCCGCCUCUUACAAUGGAUCGUUGCUGCUCCCAUUGUCUUGAAAUAUCAGGCCCGACCCCCCGUCUGCUUAAAACAUCUCUAUCCCACGAUCACAACUAUUUCUCACCCACCCAUCAUUCACGAUGAAAUUCAGCACGGUUUCCUUUCUCCUCCUCGCCGGCUGUAGUACGGGUAUUCCUCAUGAAAUCCGUGGCGAUGUCUACGAGGUGAAGAAUCCAUUCUCACCCAACGCGGUUGAUCCAGAAGUUGAAGGAGUAAAGGGUCUGCAAAAAAGGGCAAUAGACCCCAAGGGAGAUCAAGCCCUCGUGGCACGUGGCGACGUGUACGAGGUCAAGAAUCCCUUCUCGCCUAAUGCUGUUGACCCUGAGGUUGAAGGUGUGAAGGGUUUACAAGACCGGGACAUAAAACCCAGGGAUGUAUCCCAUAACGACCCUUUAGAGGCACGUGGCGAUAUCUAUGAGGUCAAGAAUCCUCUUUCACCCAACGCUGUUGAUCCAGAGGUUGAAGGAGUUAAAGGCCUGCAAGAGCGGGAUAUUGAUCCCGAGGAACAAGAAGAGGAGGAACUUGGCAAGACGCUUCGAGGUCGAGCUAUUGAUCAUGAGAAUGAUCCCGACUCGGCUCACCUCAAGCCUAGAGCUGGCGGAGAAAAGGUCAAGAUGGACCAACUCACCAACACGCGUUACAAGAAGCCUCAUGCCGAAAUUGCCCUCAUCCAGGCAUACAACAAAUAUCACAAGCCUUUACCCCCGAAGCUCAAAAAGAUUGCUCAACAUGAGGCUGACCUCAUCAAAAACAAGCUUGGAAUGAAGGGUACUGCUUCGGCAACACCGCCUCAGUACUACGAUUCACAGUAUGUAGUUCCUGUCAAGAUUGGUACUCCAGCUCAACAAACAUAUCUGAACUUUGACACUGGCUCAUCUGAUCUUUGGGUGUUUUCUACAGACACAUAUCAACCUGACCAAGCUGGUCACAUUCUCUACAAGCCAGACAAGUCGACGACCUCGAAGCGACUAAACGGUCAGACUUGGAGUAUUAGAUACGGCGAUGGCACUGGCGCCAGUGGCAUUGUCUACACCGACAAGGUCCAAGUCGGAAAGACCUAUGUCAACAAGCAGGCCGUUGAGUCUGCCACUGAAGUCUCGGAUGGUAUCGCCUCAGACAAGUUCUCGCACGGCAUCAUGGGUCUCGCCAUGUCAAGCCUGAACACUGUCCGACCUACACCUCAAAACACCUACUUCCAGAACGUGCAGAACAACUUAGCAGUUCCAGUCUUUACCGCCAAUCUGCAGAAGGGCAAGGCUGGAAACUACAACUUUGGCUACAUCGACCAGGGCGAGUAUUACGGAAGCAUUCAGUUCGCCAAGGUCAAGAAGGGCAGUCCUUGGUGGCAGAUCAACAUUGAGGGCUACCGCAUCGCUGCGGGUGCACCGUGGCACAAGUACAACUAUUCAGCCAUCGUCGACACUGGCACCACACUUCUUCUUCUGCCCGGCGUUUUGACAAACUUCUACUACAGAAAGGUCAAGGGCGCUUACAUCGACCAAGACUACGGUGUCUGGGUAUUCCCCUGCACAUCCAAGCUCCCCAGCUUCUACUUUGGCUUCGGCAGCUACCAAGGCAAAGUCCCCGGAAACUACAUCAACUACGGUCGUCUCACCAACACUGUCUGCUACGGUGGCAUCCAGAGCUCCGACGGUAUUGGAUUCGCCAUUCUGGGCGACAUCCUCCUCAAGGCGCAGUUCGUCGUCUUCGACCUCAAGGGUCAACGUGUUGGAUUCGCCAACAAACUCACAAUCAAGUCAUAAGGCUAUUUCAUUCAACCACCGUUCUUUCGUGACCCUCAUUCACUUCUACCUUAGCUAGGCCACUACUAUUUUUCCUAGAGUCGUGAAAUCAUCAUUGUUUUCGUUGCUGCAUUGGGAAGCGUGGGCGUUCUUGUUGGAUAAACCGGUGCCUGCAUUUACUACCGUAUAGCUGAAAGUCUAAUAAAAAGCCGACCAGGCCUUUUUCGUAUGAAUUUGAAUUUCUCGUCGGACAGAAAAUGAAAUAAACUCCAUCAAAAUUCCGCA